CUCAUAGAGGGUUUCUAUAGUUUUGCUAGAAACCUUCUUGCCUGAAGAUUAGUUGUUUUUAUUCAAUUCUUUUACAAAUUGGUUUACAUGUGCCUACUCACGGUGGCGGACUCAAGAGAUAAAGGCAAGUACUUUCGGUUUCCACCUUCAGAUGGCGGCGGUGGCGGCAAAGACCAAGACGAGAGCUUUUCUGAGGACACACCGAAAUCUCAGCUGACUCAUUUGCAGCCGCCAGAGCAUAGCAGAACCGAAGCAGAAUCGUCAACAGGGAUGCAUCUUGGGUACAGUCAGUCGGCGGCGGAGAUGUCUGCAAUGGUAUCGGCCCUAACACAUGUCGUAUCGGGACAAAGGGGUGGCCGUGAUUGGGGAUAUGGUGUUGGUUUUGGUGGCAUGGUCACCUCAUCUCGUUUCGUAAACCCUGUUUCUUCCUCUGUUUCUUCCCCUUCUGCUGUGUACUCUCCAUCCUCUUACUCUUCCUCCCCCUCCCCCUCCCCCUCCCCUUCCGGCUCCGGCUCAAGUUCCGGGCUGUGGAUAGGGCAAAAGCGCGGCCGUGAUGAAGACGCCGCCGGUGCAUCUCAAUUGCUUGAAUCUAUUCCAAGGGCUUAUAGAAUUGCCCAUGGAGAUUCAUCAUCUGGUGCAAUUGUAAAAGAAGAAGUUACAAACAUUGUAGCACCGGCGACCACAGAUGCACCGGCCACAGCAACACCACCAAUAGAAACUGCAUCAUAUGUAGAAACUGGAGAACGGAGAAGAAGAUACAGGGGAGUCCGGCAAAGGCCAUGGGGAAAGUGGGCAGCGGAAAUUCGAGAUCCGCAUAAGGCAGCGAGAGUCUGGCUAGGAACAUUCGACACGGCCGAGGCGGCAGCCAGAGCUUAUGAUGAAGCCGCCUUGAGGUUCAGGGGAAACAGAGCCAAGCUAAAUUUUCCGGAAAAUGUGAGGAUGGUUCCUCAACCAGUGCAAAAUUUUCCAGCUGCCCAAACAUCGGUUUCGGGUACUCUGACAGCUCAUUUACCGCAAGCACAAUCUCCGGCGAUGCAGCCAUACUUCCAGCUCCAAGCUCUUCAGCGGCCUUCCGCUGAUGCCGUACUGAGAGACUACUGGCAGUACUCUCAGCUGCUACAGAGUUCUAGUUCCGCUGACUUCCAAGGGCAACAAGCGACGAGUUUGCUAGAUCAGUUGAUUCAACCUUCCCAGUUAGCUUCUCCUCAGCCGCCAUUGUUAUCUUCUUCCCUUUCAUCAUUGUCUUCGUCAAUUGCAGCAUCCUCAGGUUCAUCAUCAUCGUCCACUUCUCCAUUUCCUCUGCUUUUCAACGAGCAUCAACAGAUGGGCUUUUUCCAGCCACCGUCAAGUCAACCUCAGCCCAGCGGGUCUGACUUUCCGCAGCCACCGUGGUCACAUUCCGGUCACCACCCUCCAUCAUCCACUGGUUAAUAAUAAUACCAUAUUUUUAAAUAAUAUUUUUGAAAAACCAGCAACUUUUUUUUUUUUUUCCUUUUUUCCUUUGUUCCCCUGUUUAUUGCACCCUGUUUUUGCAUGUAGUUAGGUUUAGAUUGAUCAUGGUUUUGUUUUCUUUAAUAUAAUAGUUGUUAAAAAAAAAAUGGAAAAGAACUUGGCGGAAAAGUUAGAGAGUGGGAAAUGCAAAGAGGCAUUUUAGGAUUUUUAUAAAAGGCAUUGUUCGUUCUAGAUGAUUCAGGGUUUUGCUUUGAUGUAACUCUUUCAAUUAUCGAACAAAAGAUGUAGAAACCAGCAGCUUUUCCUAAUUAAGCUCUCUUGCUCUUUGCUUUACAUCAAAACAUUCAUCAAAGAAUGUACUUUUCCUUCUUUUUAUUUUUCUUUUCUUUUCUGGACCUCAUUCUUUUUAUCAUUUUUAUUCUUAUAAUCAAUAUUAAAAAUUUAU
Molecule: messenger RNA, 1897 nt
Organism: Rubroshorea leprosula
Lineage: Eukaryota; Viridiplantae; Streptophyta; Magnoliopsida; Malvales; Dipterocarpaceae
Source: the annotation of a GenBank genome assembly